Clonostachys byssicola is the source of this 1005-nucleotide messenger RNA. Lineage: Eukaryota; Fungi; Ascomycota; Sordariomycetes; Hypocreales; Bionectriaceae. The record is from the annotation of a GenBank genome assembly.
AUGGCAACCCGGGUCAACCAGCGCAAAGCUACUCUGAACGACGGUCGUCAGAUUCCCUACGUUGGCUUGGGAACGUUUCUCUCCGGCCCCAAUGAAGUGACGAACGCCGUUGUUCAUGCCUGGAAGUGUGGUGUGCGCCACUUCGACUGCGCUCAAUUUUACCAGAAUGAGAAGGAAGUCGGCGAAGCGCUUAGGAUCCUGUCAAAUGAGCCAGGGUUCAACAGGGAUGAUAUUUGGAUCACUAGCAAAGCCUGGAACUCUCACCAUCGGCCUGAAAAUGCUGAAAAGGCUCUGAACCAGACCUUGAAGGACUUGGGAACGGACUAUGUUGAUCUCUACCUCAUUCACUGGCCUGCCAACUUCAAGGCUGUCGAAGACCCCAACUCCCCUACAGGAAUCGCUCUCGAGCCUUCAGUGAAUGGAAACAUGCUCAUUGACACGGAGUUGAGCCUGGUAGAUACGUGGAAGGCCUUCAUUGAAUUUCAAAAGCAAGGCAAGGCGAAGAGUAUCGGCGUAAGCAACUUCUCCCCCGCUCACAUCGAGCUGAUAUCGAAGCCCACGGGCGUUGUUCCAGCCGUCAACCAAGUCGAGGCCCACAUUCUCCUGAAUCAACAGGCUCUGCUUGAUUACUGUACGCCCAAGGGCGUUCAUAUUUCAGCUUACAUGCCAUUUGGCGGCGAUAUCUCCCGCAGCGGAAAGGAAGUCUUGGGACACCCAGAGGUGGCAAAGAUCGCCAAAAAGACGAACACUCAGCCCGGCCAAGUUCUGGUUUCAUGGGCUGUAAAGCGAGGAUUCUCCGUGAUACCGAAGUCUGUGAAGCCGGCUCGAAUUGAGCAGAACUUCCAAGCGUUCGAGCUCAGCGACGAAGAUUAUGAUAAGUUGGUGGCUUUAGGCAAGGAGCCGGUGAGAGGUGGUGGCUUGCCGUUUACCUUUGAUCCUGCCUGGGCAGUCAACGUGUUCAACACACCGGAAGAACAGCAAGCUGGACUCUUGGAGCCCUUUUAA